Argentina anserina (silverweed cinquefoil) is the source of this 3595-nucleotide messenger RNA. RefSeq names its product valine--tRNA ligase, mitochondrial 1. The record is from RefSeq and is a predicted model, not a curated record. Gene Ontology annotation, biological process: valyl-tRNA aminoacylation. Bases 37 to 3339 code for a protein of 1100 amino acids. Gene Ontology annotation, molecular function: ATP binding; valine-tRNA ligase activity; aminoacyl-tRNA deacylase activity. Gene Ontology annotation, cellular component: cytosol. Lineage: Eukaryota; Viridiplantae; Streptophyta; Magnoliopsida; Rosales; Rosaceae. The transcript has 21 exons.
UAAUUGGCUUAGCCUCAGAGAGUGAGAGGUAUAUAUAUGCUCGCGCCCUUCUUUAGGGUUUUAGCUAAGCCGCAAAGCAGCUACCAGUCCACCGGCAACCACAUCAAACUCGCCGCCGCGCCUCAUCUCCUCCGUCACUUCCACAAGCACCGUCCUCUUCUUCAAUCAGUUCCGACCGGCAAAGCCAUGGACGCCGGAAUCGAAGACCUGGAGAGGAAGAAGAAGAAGGAGGAGAAGGCAAGAGAGAAAGAAUUGAAGAAGCAAAAGGCGCUAGAGAAGGCCGCCAAGUUUCAGGCACAACAGGCGAAUGUGGCUUCGAAGAAGAGUGAGAAGAAGAAUGUGAAGCGUGCCAAUGAGGAGGAUGCAAAUGCAGCUGAAUUUGUUGAUCCGCCGACUCCGUUUGGCCAGAAGAAGCAGAUGUCUAAGCAGAUGGCCAAACAGUACAGUCCUACUUCUGUGGAGAAAGGGUGGUAUGAGUGGUGGGAGAAGGCAGGAUAUUUCGAAGCAAAGGCUGAGAGCACAAAACCUCCGUUUGUGAUUGUCUUGCCGCCUCCGAAUGUGACUGGCGCGCUUCAUAUAGGCCAUGCUCUUACUGCUGCUGUUGAGGACACUAUGAUUCGCUGGCGAAGAAUGUCAGGUUACAAUGCCUUGUGGGUGCCUGGAAUGGACCAUGCUGGGAUUGCCACUCAGGUUGUUGUAGAAAAGAAGCUGAUGCGUGAGCGUAAUAUAACCCGGCAUGAUAUUGGUCGUGAGGAAUUUGUAUCUGAAGUUUGGAAAUGGAAAAAUAAUUACGGGGGCACUAUUUUAAAGCAGCUACGUCGUCUGGGUGCGUCAUUGGAUUGGUCCCGUGAGUGCUUUACAAUGGACGAGCCGAGGUCAAAGGCUGUGACAGAGGCUUUUGUACGGCUUCAUAAGCUAGGGCUCGUCUACAGGGAUAACCGCCUGGUGAAUUGGGAUUGUGUAUUGCGAACAGCAAUAUCUGAAAUUGAGGUGGACUAUAUAGAUAUAAAAGAAAGAACAGCUCUUGAGGUUCCUGGAUACAAGAAGCGCAUCGAAUUUGGCGUUUUAACAUCAUUUGCAUACCCUCUGGAAGACAAUUUAGGGGAGAUAGUUGUGGCGACAACCAGAAUUGAAACUAUGCUCGGUGAUACUGCUAUAGCUGUACAUCCAGACGAUCACAGAUAUAAACAUCUUCAUGGAAAGCAUGCCAUUCAUUCAUUCAAUGGAAGAAGAAUUCCUAUAAUCUGUGAUGCAAUACUCGUUGAUCCAGAGUUUGGGACUGGUGCUGUGAAGAUUACUCCGGCCCAUGAUCCUAAUGAUUUUAGUGUUGGAAAGCGCCAUAAUCUUGAGUUUAUAAAUGUCUUUACUGAUGAUGGAAAAAUAAACCAAGAUGGUGGAGAGUUUGAAGGAAUGCCACGCUUCACAGCCCGGGAGGCAGUUACUGAAGCAUUAAAGAAGAAGGGCCUCUUCAGAGAAUCAAAGGCAAAUGAGAUGCGUCUUGGUGUGUGCUCUAGAAGCAAGGAUGUUGUUGAACCGAUGAUAAAGCCCCAAUGGUAUGUCAAAUGUAGUGGUAUGGCCAAGGGAGCCCUUGAUGCUGCUAUAGAUGUUGAUAAUAGAAAGCUUGACAUCACCCCGAGACAGUAUGCUGCUGAUUGGAAGAGAUGGCUGGAGAACAUUCAUGAUUGGUGCGUCUCACGGCAACUUUGGUGGGGCCAUCGUAUUCCGGCCUGGUAUGCCAUUUUUGAUGGUGACAAACCUGAAGAUUUUGGAACACUAAAUGACCGAUGGGUGGUUGCGAGAAAUGAGGAAGAGGCUAAAGCAUUGGUUGGUCAAAGAUACGAGGGGAAGGAGGUUAAAUUAGAACAGGAUCCUGAUGUACUUGACACAUGGUUUUCUUCUGGUCUCUUCCCUUUGUCUGUGUUGGGGUGGCCAGAAGAUACAGAAGAUUUAAGAGCUUUCUAUCCAACUUCAGUUCUUGAAACUGGACAUGACAUUCUCUUUUUCUGGGUUGCUCGUAUGGUAAUGCUUGGAAGUACGUUGGGUGGUGAUUUGCCUUUCACAAAGGUGUACUUGCAUCCAAUGAUUCGUGAUGCACAUGGACGUAAAAUGUCCAAGUCCUUAGGGAAUGUCAUUGAUCCUCUUGAUGUGAUCAAUGGUAUUUCACUGGAAGAUUUACACAAUAAGCUUUCAGAGGGGAAUUUGGACCCAAGAGAGAUAGCUAUAGCCAGAGAAGGCCAGAAAAAGGAUUUUCCUGAUGGUAUUGCUGAAUGUGGUUCUGAUGCGUUGCAUUUUGCCCUGGUCUCGUACACCGCUCAGUCUGAUAAGAUAAAUUUGGACAUCCAAAGGGUGGUGGGUUAUCGACAGUGGUGUAAUAAACUUUGGAACGCCGUACGAUUUUCUAUGAGCAAACUUGGGGAUGAUUAUCUCCCGCCAUCAUCAGUAGUCCCAGAUGUGCUUCCAUUCAGUUGCCAGUGGAUACUCUCGGUACUAAAUAAAGCCAUCUCCAAAACUGUUUUGUCAUUGGAAUCAUAUGAAUUCUCCGAUGCAGCCACUGCAGUGUAUCAUUGGUGGCAGUACCAAUUGUGUGACGUAUUCAUUGAAUCUAUAAAACCCUACUUUGCUGGAGCUGAUCCAAACGAUCCAAAGUUUGCAUCUGAAAGAGCUUUUGCACGAGACACGCUAUGGUUGUGUCUGGACAAUGGACUACGGCUGCUUCACCCAUUUAUGCCUUUUGUUACUGAAGAACUAUGGCAGCGUCUCCCAUCAUCCAAACAUCAUAGUAGGCCAGCAUCAAUCAUGAUUUCCGACUACCCAUCCAUUGUGGAGUGCUGGACAAAUGAAGGGGUGGAGUCUGAAAUGAGUCUUAUUGACUCAAUUGUGAAAUCCCUCCGGUCACUAUCUCAAGAGAGUCGUGAAAGGUUACCAGCUUUUGUGCUGUGUCGAUCUAUGUUAGAUGGGGAAAUUAUACGCAGACAACAACUCGAGAUUGAAACUCUUGCUAAUUUGUCAUCUCUGGCGGUAAUCAAUGAGAAUCAUGCAGCCCCAACUGGAUGCGCUGUGUCAGUUGUAAACCAAAGCCUCUCUGUUUAUCUGAAGAUUUUAGGGUCUCGUUCUGCAGAGAUAGAUCUUGAAAAGAUCCGUAAAAAGAUGGAAGACAUUAAAUUGCAACAGGAGAAGAUAAUGAAGGUGAUGAGUGCUACUGGUUACAAUGAAAAGGUCCCUGAGAAGAUUAAGAAAGCCAAUGCAGAGAAACUUGAAUCCCUCAAGAAGGAAGAACUGUCUCUUGAAGAGGCAAGCCAACACAUGGAAGUGCAGAUUUCAAGCAGUAAGCAAGAUUGACUUUCUAUAUUACGGACUAUGCAGACCACAUAGAGGGAUGAUAAGCUUUCAGAUUUUGCAUGCCAGCUCUGGAUAUGAAAAUGUUGCUGCUAAUGUUUUGAAUAGCAGCAUCUACAUUUUUUUUUUCUCCAAAUAGCUUCUGUUUGCCAUGUAUUACAGGACAUUGUACUAUUUGUUUCAGCUUAUUUGCUAAAAUGAAAAGAGAACAUGAAUGAUAUUCUUAUUUGAAUCGAUCAAGCUAAAUUCCAAUUGCUUA